UCUCUCUCUCUCUGUUGCGGAGUAAGCUCGAUCACCUAGUUUGGUUGCUUUGGUAGGAAAAGGCAGAGGAGGGGCCAUGGGCUGGUUUCCCUGCUCUGGAAAAUCGGUAACGAAAGCGAAGAAGAAGAAGAAGCAACAGCUGCAGCAGCAGCCAACAGAUGAUCAGAUCCAACCCACUUCAGCUUCAGAUAAGUUGAAGGUAAAUCCCUCACUGGGUGUAAAGAAGGAGCCCCCCAAGGAUGGAGGACCCAAUUACAUUGCAGCACAAACACUUACAUUCCGUGAAUUGGCUGCAGCAACAAAGAAUUUUAGAGAAGAUUUUCUCUUGGGAGAGGGAGGUUUCGGUAGAGUUUACAGGGGACAAUUGGAGAGUACUAACCAGGCUGUAGCUAUCAAGCAGCUUGAUCGCACUGGCUUGCAAGGGAACAGGGAAUUCCUUGUUGAAGUGUUGAUGUUGAGUUUACUUCACCAUCCUAACCUUGUUAAUUUAGUUGGAUACUGUGCUGAUGGAGAUCAAAGGCUUCUAGUUUACGAGUACAUGCCAUUGGGUUCUUUGGAAGACCAUCUAUAUGACCUCCCACCGGAUAAGAAACAACUCGAUUGGAAUACAAGGAUGAAAAUUGCCGCUGGUGCAGCAAAGGGCUUGGAGUAUUUGCAUGAUAAGGCAAAUCCCCCUGUUAUAUACCGUGAUUUGAAAUGCUCAAAUAUAUUGCUUGGUGAGGGUUAUCAUCCCAAGCUGUCUGAUUUUGGCUUGGCCAAAGUUGGGCCUGUUGGGGAUAAGACACAUGUCUCAACUAGGGUGAUGGGCACAUACGGAUAUUGUGCACCAGAAUAUGCAAUGACAGGUCAACUUACACUGAAAUCUGAUGUUUAUAGCUUUGGGGUGGUUCUUUUGGAGAUCAUCACAGGAAGGAAAGCAAUUGACAAUUCAAAAUCUGCUGGAGAGCACAAUCUGGUUGCAUGGGCACGACCACUAUUCAAAGAUCGGAGGAAAUUCCCACAAAUCGCUGAUCCUAUGCUCCAGGGCCAAUAUCCUGUGCGGGGCUUGUACCAAGCACUUGCUGUUGCUGCAAUGUGUGUUCAGGAGCAGCCCACUAUGCGUCCAGUCAUAGCUGAUGUGGUUACUGCUCUGUCAUACCUUGCCUCGCAACCAUAUGAAAUUGAAAGUGAAUCAGUUCAAAGCUCCCAAAUGGCCCUCUGUGCUUCUCGAACGAGGGACAAUGACUGGAAACUUAAUGGUGGUAGUAGUGGGUAUGAGAGGGAUCAAGCCAGAGUAUUUACUUGAGACUACUUGAAUUGUGAAUGGGUUGAGAGUUUCCUCCCCACUGGAUUGGACUUCUGCCAAACGUGGCUGCUAAUUUGGAAGUCAUCUAUCUGAUGGUUUUGUUUUGUGAUCUUUGAUCACAUGCGUCAGAGCUUUCCUUGGUAUGCGUCUUGGCUGCAAGUGGUGGUUCCUGCUUAUCAAAUUUUGUAUCUGCCCCUGCUCCCCCACCCCAAAGACAACAGGUGCCUAUGUCACCCUUGUUUCCGUCCGUUGUUACCAGGAAUUUGAGUUUUGUAAGCUUACUGUCUCAUCCUUUACCUUUCCUUUCGGUGUACAUGCUUGGGUCCCUGUAUCUAUGUGUUUAUCCUAUACCUUGAUGUCUGAUAUAUUUUAGUUGAAUUUAAUUUUUAUAUGUGCA
Messenger RNA from Macadamia integrifolia, 1682 nucleotides. RefSeq names its product probable serine/threonine-protein kinase PBL7. Gene Ontology annotation, molecular function: protein kinase activity; ATP binding. Bases 77 to 1285 code for a protein of 402 amino acids. Gene Ontology annotation, biological process: protein phosphorylation. NCBI's taxonomy places the organism in Eukaryota, Viridiplantae, Streptophyta, Magnoliopsida, Proteales, Proteaceae. The transcript is spliced from 5 exons. The record is from RefSeq and is a predicted model, not a curated record.